AUGGGAACACCAUCAAAGUUGCAAUGGCCCCUUCUUGUUUAUGCUUUUGCCUUUUGCUUGAUAGUCAUUAGUGUAGCAGCUGAUUAUAAGCCCCACAUUGAUGAUUCAUCAUCUUUGUCAUACCGUUAUAGGCCACAAUCGCCUCCACCACCUCCUCCACGACGUCGUUACUAUUAUAAAUCCCCCCCGCCUCCUCCUCCACGACGUCGUUACUACUAUAAAUCGCCUCCACCGCCUCCUCCACGACGUCGUUACAAUUAUAAAUCGUCUCCACCACCUCCUCCACGACGUCAUCACUAUUAUAAAUCACCUCCACCACCACCUCCGCGACGUCAUCACUAUUAUAAAUCACCUCCACCACCGCCUCCACGACAUCAUCACUAUUAUAAAUCACCUCCACCUCCAUCACGAUCACCGCCUCCUCCACAUUAUUACAAAUCUCCACCACCGCCUUCUCCACCUCCCCCACCAAAUUAUUACCAUCAUCCACCACCACCACCACCAAUCCUUUCUCCUUCUCCAACAUAUCAUUACGAAUCUCCACCACCGCCUUCUCCAUCUCCACCGCCACCUUAUUACCAUAAUCCUCCACCACCACCUUCUCCAUCUCCACCGCCACCUUAUUACCAUAAUCCACCACCCACACCAAUCCAUUCUCCCCCUCCUCCACCACCACUUCCAUCUCUAUCUCCAUCUCCAUAUCCAUUGCCAUCACCCCCAUUGACUACACCUGUCGAUGAACCAUCUCCAUCUCCAUCUAUGUUGCCAUCACCACCAUUGAUUGCACCUAUCGAUGGACCAUCUCCAUCUCCAUCUCUGUUUCCAUCACCACCAUUGAUUGCACCUACCGAUGGACCAUCUCCAUCUCCACCAUUGAUUGCACCUACCGAUGGACCAUCUCCAUCUCCAUCUCCGUUGCCAUCACCACCAUUGAUUUCACCUAUCGAUGGACUAUCUCCAACUCCAUUGCCAUCACCACCAUUGAUUAAACCUAUCGAUGGACCAUCUCCAUCUCCAUCUCUGUUUCCAUCACCACCAUUGAUUACACCUACUGAUGGACCAUCUCCAUCUCCAUCUCCACCAUUGAUUGCACCUAUCGAUGGACCAUCUCCAUCUCCACCAUUGAUUGCACCUACCGAUGGACCAUCUCCAUCUCUAUCUCCAUUGCCAUCACCACCAUUGAUUUCACCUAUCGAUGGACCAUCUCCAUCUCUGUUGCCAUCACCACCAUUGAUUCCACCUACCGAUGGACCAUCUCCAGCUCCAUUGCCAUUACCACCAUUGAUUGAACCUACUGAUGGACCAUCUCCAUCUCCGUUGCCAUCACCACCAUUAAUUGCACCUACCGAUGGACCAUCUCCAUCUCUAUCUCCGUUGCCAUCACCACCAUUGAUUGCACCUACCACUGGACCAUCUCCAUCUCCACCACCUCCAGUUAAUUACUCACCUCCCCCAUCGCCAUCUCCACCUCCACCACCUUCUCCUUCUCCACCACCUCCUGUAUUUCCAUCUCCACCUCCACAAUCUUCUCCAUCUCCACCACUUCCUCCAUCACCAACUCCUCCACCACCACCACCUCUAGUUAAGUCUCCACCACUUUCUCCAUCCCCUCCACCUCUUUCAUCGCCAUCCCUACCUCCACCACCGCCUUGCAAUAAUAAAUCUACUCCCCCACCAUCUUUAUUCCCUUUUCCAAUACCAUUUCCCUGGAUUCAAACUCCACCUCCACCACCUAAUUGUACUCCUCCAUCGCUAUCUCCACAUCCACCACCAUCUCCAUAUCCACCACCUCCUCCAUUGCCGUCUCCACUACAACCACCUCCAGUGAAGUCUCCUCCUCCAUUGCCAUCUCCACCCCCACCACCUUCUCCAUCUCCACCACCUCCAGUUAGGUCCCCGCUUACUCCAUCGCCAUCUCCACCUCCACCACCUUCUCCAUCUCCACCACCUCCAGUUAGGUCCCCGCCUCCUCCAUCUCCAUCUCCACCUCCAUCACUUUCUCCAUCUCCACCACCUCCAAUUAGGUCUCCGCCUCCUCCAUCGCUAUCUCCACCUCUACCACCUUCUCCAUCUCCAGCACCUCCAGUAAGGUCCCCGCCUCCUCCAUCGCCAUCUCCACCUCCACCACCUUCUCCAUCUCCACCACCUCCAGUUAGGUCCCCGCCUCCUCCACCGCCAUCUCCACCUCCAUCAGCUUCUCCAUCUCCACCACCUCCAGUUAGGUCCCCACCUCCUCCAUCGCCAUCUCCACCUCCACCACCUUCUCCAUCUCCACCACCUCCAGUUAGGUCCCCACCUCCUCCAUCGCCAUCUCCACCACCUCCAAUUAGGUCCCCGCCUCCUCCAUCUCCACCUUCACCUCCACCACCUUCUCCAUCUCCACCACCUCCAGUUAGGUCCCCACCUCCUCCAUCGCCAUCUCCACCACCUUCAAUUAGGUCCCCGCCUCCUCCAUCUCCAUAUCCACCACCUCCAGUUAGGUCCCCGCCUCCUUCAUCGCCAUCUCCACCUCCACCACCUUCUCUAUCUCCACCACCUUCAGUUAGGUCCCCUCCUCCUCCAUCGCCAUCCCCACCUCCACCACCUUCUCCAUCUCCACCACCUCCAGUUAGGUCCCUGUCUCCUCCAUCGCCAUCUCCACCACCUCCAGUUAGGUCCCCACCUCCUCCAUCGCCAUCUCCACCUCCACCACCUUCUCCAUCUCCACCACGUCCAGUUAGGUCCCCGCCUCCUCCAUCUCCACCUCCACCUCCACCACCUUCUCCAUCUCCACCACCUCCAGUUAGUUCCCCACCUCCUCCAUCGCCAUCUCCACCACCUCCAGUUAGGUCCCCACCUCCUCCAUCGCCAUCUCCACCACCUCCAGUUAGGUCCCCUCCUCCUCCAUCGCCAUCUCCACCUCCACCACCUUCUCCAUCUCCACCACCUCCAGUUAGGUCCCCUCCUCCUCCAUCGCCAUCUCCACCUCCACCACCUUCUCCAUCUCCACCACCUCCAGUUAGGUCCCCGCCUCCUCCAUCGCCAUCUCCACCUCCACCACCUUCUCCAUCUCCACCACCUCCGGUUAGGUCCCCGCCUCCUCCAUCGCCAUCUCCACCUCCACCACCCUCUCCAUCUCCACCACCACCAGUUAGGUCCCCGCCUUCUCCAUCGCCAUCUCCACCACGUCCCAUUAAGUCCCCCCCUCCUCCAUCGCCAUAUCCACCUCCACCACCUUCUCCAUCUCCACCACCUCCAGUUAAGUCUCCGCCUUUUCCAACGCCAUCUCCACCUCCACCUCCACCACCUUCUCCAUCUCCACCACCUCCAGUUAAAUCCCCACCUCCUCCAUUUCAAAUAAUUAUUCCACCAUUGCCACAACUACCUUCAUUCCCAGUUUUUGUUCCACCAUUUCCACAAGUACCUCCAUUCACAAUUCCACCAAUUCGACAACUACCUCCAUUCCGAUUUCCGACAUUCCCAGUUCCCAUUGGUCGGAAAUCUUAG
Messenger RNA from Solanum verrucosum, 3486 nucleotides. RefSeq lists its product as uncharacterized. The transcript has a single exon. Lineage: Eukaryota; Viridiplantae; Streptophyta; Magnoliopsida; Solanales; Solanaceae. The record is from RefSeq and is a predicted model, not a curated record. The coding region runs from base 1 to 3486 and encodes 1161 amino acids.